This is a messenger RNA of Antechinus flavipes (yellow-footed antechinus), 927 nucleotides long. RefSeq names its product olfactory receptor 2D2-like. The transcript has a single exon. The record is from RefSeq and is a predicted model, not a curated record. Gene Ontology annotation, biological process: G protein-coupled receptor signaling pathway. NCBI's taxonomy places the organism in Eukaryota, Metazoa, Chordata, Mammalia, Dasyuromorphia, Dasyuridae. Gene Ontology annotation, molecular function: olfactory receptor activity; G protein-coupled receptor activity. Gene Ontology annotation, cellular component: membrane. The coding region runs from base 1 to 927 and encodes 308 amino acids.
AUGAAUCAGAACAACCACACACGGGUGACAGAAUUUCUCCUUUUGGGUCUUUCCGAUGACCCUCAGACUCAAUUGCUGCUCAUUGUACUGUUCCUGGCUGUCUACUUAGGCACUGUGCUUGGGAGCUUACUCAUCAUCUACCUAGUUCUAACUGAUUCCCACCUCCAUACACCCAUGUACUUUUUCCUCUGUAACUUGUCUCUGGCUGACUUUGGCCUCUCUACUGUCAUAGUUCCCCAAGCAGUAAUCCACAUGUUAACUAAGAGGAAUGUCAUUUCCUUUAUUGGAUGUGCAGCUCAGAUUUUUCUUUCUAUCCUUCCUGGUGGUGCACAGUGUUCACUGUUAGCUGUAAUGUCCUAUGAUCGGUAUUUAGCAAUCUGUGACCCCAUGCAUUACUCUCUCAUCAUGACAAAGAGGAUGUGUAGCCAGUUAGCAUCAGGUUGCUGGGUCAGUGGCAUUAUUACAUCUUCAGUUGAUACUUUAUUCACAGUAUGCCUCCCUUACCAAGGAGACAAUAAGAUUGCUCAUUUCUUUUGCGAUGCCCCAAUUCUUUUGACCCUGGCAUCUGGAGACACACAUCAAGCAGAGAUGGCCAUUUUCAUCAUGGGGGUAGGGAUUCUUCUUGUACCUGUGGCCCUGAUCCUGGUCUCUUACAGUGCUAUCAUAGUGACUGUUAUCAAGAUGAAAACAACCUCAGGAAGACUCAAGGCAUUUUCCACCUGUGGCUCCCAUCUCAUUGUGGUCAUCCUUUUUUAUGGGACCCUAACAAUUACCUACAUGACACCCAAAUCCUCCAGGGAGCAGAUCAAGCAGAUUGCUGUGUUUUAUGGUAUCAUUAACCCUAUGCUUAAUCCUCUCAUCUACAGUCUGAGAAAUAAGGAGGUGAUGAGGGCCUUCAGAAAUGCAGUUAAAAAAAGGGAAUCCUAA